Messenger RNA from Hipposideros armiger (great roundleaf bat), 1772 nucleotides. It is a transcript of the gene ZBED2, whose product is annotated as zinc finger BED-type containing 2. NCBI's taxonomy places the organism in Eukaryota, Metazoa, Chordata, Mammalia, Chiroptera, Hipposideridae. The record is from RefSeq and is a predicted model, not a curated record. Gene Ontology annotation, molecular function: DNA binding. The transcript has 2 exons. The coding region runs from base 934 to 1587 and encodes 217 amino acids.
AGAGCCUCACUUGCCUGGAAGUACCCACCUGUGGCUGAAGGGUGUUUCCUAACUGUUCAGGGCUGCAUAGCCUGAUGAAUAAGGCUCUCAUUCUCUUACAAAAUAACCCAAGAAGUGAGUCAGAGGUGAUGGUGCCAUGGAAGAAGGACCACCAGGUGACACCAAGACUGUGGAGAUGUGAUCCGCCUCUUUUUCCUCUGUGAACGCAUAUGCCAGUUCCUUCUGCUGAAAACAGCUAAGCUUGCUGUUCGGAUUUCUUAGAAUUCUGGCCCCAGAAGGACUUCUCUAAGGGACAACUGACUCACAUUAGAAACCAUAUUACCCAGACCCUGGCAGGCUUUGUAGCUUUUGGGCUGCAGUUACAGCAGUUCUUAGGAAGCACGCGUCUCUCCCACACUAGCAUCUGUCCAUGCUUGCUGCUGCCAACACUGAGGAAGACCCUGUGAGGCCCCAGCCCUGGAUGUCCUAAACAGCCUGAGCCCUGAGGCUGCCCCUCCUGCCUCCACACACGUUUUACAGGUAUCUGGGAGAACUGGGACAGUGGAAGCAACCGGGAGGAGAAUCAAGAGAAAAUAUUCAAAAACACUGUGGUGGUGGCUGACAUAGAGAACACUGACUUCACUAAAAAGCUUUGUAAUUGUUGCACUAAUUUGUUUUGUCUCUGUGGCCCAGCCAAGGAGGGGUCUGUACAUAUCUGGAGCAUGGAGGGGAAUAUAUAUGAGAGUCUCAGGGGCCGUUUUGCUUGGCUCUGACUCACCCUGACUCCAGGGAAGCAGGAGGCAGAAACAUCACACCAUUCAGGUGUGGCCAGGCUUUGACCAUUACUGCAAAUUCCCAAGAGUUACCACAGUCCUUUCCCACAUAUACAUUGAGCCUCAGUUGUGGUGCAACUCAAACUUUUAGCUCAAGGAGAGCUGUAGAAGAGGAGAUAGGAUGAGGCGGGAAGAGGAGGAAGAGGAGAGAACGAGGAUGAAGGCAAAAAGGGACUUAGAGAUGAAGGAGGAGGAGGAGAUUGGUGAGACGGGAGAACUGGUUGUCCCUUUUGUGAGUGCCACACACACCCCAAUGCCCCACGGCAAGGGGACCCGAUUUUCCGAGGUGUGGGAGUAUUUUCACCUGGCCCCUGCUCGUGCUGGCCACCACCCCAACCAAUACGCCACUUGCCGCCUGUGUGGCAGGCAGGUGAGCCGUGGCCCCGGGGUUAAUGUGGGCACCACAGCCCUAUGGAAGCACCUGAAGAGCAUGCACAGAGAGGAGCUGGAGAAGAGUGGCCAUGGGCAGGCAGGGCAGCACCAGGACCCAAGGCCCCAAGGGCCCCAGCUCCCCGUGGGCAUUGAGGGUGACUGGGCCAGGCUCCUGGAGCAGGUGGGGACCCUGGCUUCCUGGGCCAGCCAAAGAGAAAAGGAAGUUGUUAGGAGGGAGAGGGUGGUGGAAUGGCGGGAGAGGGCUGUGGAAAGGAGAGAGCGAGCCCUGGAGGAGGUGGAAAGGGCCAUCCUGGAGAUGAAAUGGAAGGUGAGGGCUGAGAAGGAGGCCUGCCAGAGGAACACGGACCAGUCUGUGGCAGCCCACCCCUUCCAUUUCGUUUAAAUAGGGCUUGGAGCAAUCUAUUCUGAAAAUACUGACUUUAGACUCAUAGCAAAGAGCCAUUUUAGUGCCAGCUUAAAUAUAUAGCAAAGCAAUUUAGUGAGAUUUUGUUUUUUAAGAGAAAGAAUGGAUAGUAUAGGUUAAUCUCAGCAGGUCUGAAUUGACCAAAUACUUAUCUAUAGGGCUGC